AUGACAUCUUGGCCAGGGGCAUGGAAUCGUGUAUCCCAGCCGCCGUUUACGGCAGAGUACCAUACCAACACUAGAAGUGAAGUCUGCCUUCCCAAUAUUUCAUUUGCUCCAACUUCACGACUGGAGUUAAAAAGAGAGGCUCGAGCAUCAAGUUCCACAGCAUCAGAAACUCUGCAACCAUUAUCGCCACUUCCCUCGGGUGGUUUUGCUCCAAUAACGAUACCAACAGCGCCAAUAUUCGGCCAUACCGGACCAGACAUGGUAGAUGAUGGCGAUCAAGCCACCCAAAACGAGUCCUGGUCACCACAAAAUCUCCAACAAUGGAACGAAUAUGAUGCUCUCACCGAAUCAUCCGUAGCAUCCUUCCCAAUUCAGUACUCCCCUGGAAUAGAUGAGCAAGCCAACUGGUAUCGCAUGCCUGCGCCACCCCACGAAUCAGUCCAUGAGACCAGUGCCAAGGUGGCAAAGCUUAUAGGGGAAGUAUUAAGUACCCAUGAAGAUGUGUCAGCCAAACGCUCUCGGAUCCGGGAAAUGCGGCAUACGCUUCGACAGAAACGGGAUGAAGAAGAUGAUGUGCGGGUUGCACUACGGAGCAAGUUGAAUCUCAUAACUGCCGAACACGUAAAUGAGGAUCUUGCUGCUAUCAAUCACACCAUCAACGACCUCCAGGUUGCGACAGCGUCUUAUUUUAUCCUUGAAAAUGAGUAUCAUAGACAGGAAGAAGAGCUGGCCCAGCUGGAGCAUGAUUACAACAGACGCUUGGACACAUUGCAAACCAUCUUCAAGGAUCAAGGCGGCUCGUUGGCACACUUCCAACCCAUCAAAUCAGACACCGAAUCUUCCUCGGCGGAUUACACCUCGGAGUAUGAAGACCAAAAUUUGCCCCAAGUGGAUGAUUACCUUGCCAUGGUUGGCGAGGCGCGCAUACUCGCGGAACGGCUGUCGGAGCUAAAGACAGAAUACCUGGUCCUAGUUGACCAACGCGAGCUCCGCGAACGAGUCGGUAUCCCACUCGAUAGCGUGGCUCUCAACUUCCUCCUUCGAUAUCAAGAUGAAAAAACCAAACUUGAGACUGAGCUAGGACAAGCCCGCCAUAAAAUUGAGUCGCACCCGGAACAUGCCAAUCGCUCUGCAGGGAUCGCAGAAGAAGAAGAUAAUGAAGAGGAGGUGAUACAGCAUUUCAUGCCCGAAAUACCAGAGGAUCAGAUAUAUAAUGAUCCGCUGCAUUCGUCGGAAUUUGAGGAUUCUUCGCCUUUCUUCGCCUCCGCUCAUCCACAUCCUGUCAACAAAGGCACUUUUGUGAAUCGAUGGCUUCUUCAUCGGCUGCGGCACUCGAGAGUUGAGAUUAUGCGGUUCAAGUCUGCACCUGAACUGAUAGAUCUGGAUAACAAGGGCUGGGGGUCAGAAAAUAUUAGCAAGAUGGCGAUGAUGCUUUGGUUUCAAGACGGUGCGGCGAGCGUGGAGCAUAUUAGGAGUCAAUCAGCUAGAUAG
Messenger RNA from Penicillium robsamsonii, 1491 nucleotides. RefSeq lists its product as uncharacterized. The transcript has 2 exons. NCBI's taxonomy places the organism in Eukaryota, Fungi, Ascomycota, Eurotiomycetes, Eurotiales, Aspergillaceae. The coding region runs from base 1 to 1491 and encodes 496 amino acids. The record is from RefSeq and is a predicted model, not a curated record.